AUGAAUCAAGACUACGCACAGCUUUCGAUCCCCGAGCUGAAAGAAACUAGGACUUCUAAAUUAAACAAAAUGAACAAUUUUCGAAGCUCCCCAAUUGCUGAAAUAAUGAACAAGAUACCACCUGACUGCGGUAAGACACAAAAUACUACGUUCCCUGAGUUCAAUCCGGUAUUAAGAAGGCGACAAUACGAACAACGGCCUAUGUACGAGAAGCCAAUGCGAGUCGCAGACAGUAUGUCUCCACAACUCUCCUCAAUGAACUGUUUGCCAAAUUUGUAUUCCAACGGUUCACUGCCAUUACCAAAUCCUUAUUUAUCAUAUUUAAAUCAUCUUGAAAAGGUCAAUUACCAAGACGCCAAAUUCAAUAGCUGGGGUAUUCUACAAAACUCGAAUAGUGGUUUGGCCAUUCCAACAUAUUUCAGUCCCCGAACAGCACAAAAUAUGCCUUGUUCCGAGAAAGUAGAGACAUGGCUUGAAAGAUUACCAAUAUUCGUGGGAUUUGACGGCUAUUUAUUUACAACUUGCUUUGAUUAUGAAUAUAUGUUGGAUUGGGAGGAAACUGAAUUUACCUUUGAAAAGACAGCAUGCAUGGAAACUGAUUAUUCUAGAGCUUUAACUGAUACUGAUAUCAUACAUAUUCAAGAAAAAAAGAUAGAAACUUUGAUAAGAAACCAGUAUUUAAAGGAAUAUGAGUUUUCUCAGAAAGAUUUCGAGUUUUAG
This is a messenger RNA of Saccharomyces eubayanus, 720 nucleotides long. RefSeq names its product Pfs1p (gene PFS1). The record is from RefSeq and is a predicted model, not a curated record. The transcript has a single exon. The coding region runs from base 1 to 720 and encodes 239 amino acids. NCBI's taxonomy places the organism in Eukaryota, Fungi, Ascomycota, Saccharomycetes, Saccharomycetales, Saccharomycetaceae.